Messenger RNA from Heterotrigona itama, 661 nucleotides. The record is from the annotation of a GenBank genome assembly. Lineage: Eukaryota; Metazoa; Arthropoda; Insecta; Hymenoptera; Apidae.
AUGCUUAGUUUAUUCGUAUACCUCGUCUGUGACAUAACCUAAUAAUAUUCAUAACUCAGAUGAAACAUGGCAAGUCGUUUCAAUGUUUUAUUAACGUUUGUACGUGGUCAUCGACAGUAUACAAGAGCGUGGCUCAAGGAUGCCAUUAGAUACGAAAAAGUCAAGUUUCAUCCACACAAAAUAGACCAUGUAGAUCCUCCAAUUGUACCAUCGAAAGUUUUAAUGGUUUUUAGAGUAAAACCUUGGAAGGGUAAUCCCUACUGGGAGAAAGAUACACUCUCACAUCUGGGAUUUGAAGAAAAGAAAAAUGAACCAAUAUUUGUGAAAAACAUACCAGAGAUAUGUGCCAUGCUUUGGAAAGUUAAACAUUUAAUAAAAAUUGUCCCACUGAAAUUACCUGAAAAAUUACCAAAGACAAUUGAUGAGUUUACCACGUAUUAUAUACAUGAAAAUGGUACAAUUCAUGAUACUGGGAAAAUUGAUCCUGCACGUUAUCAGGCUACUAUGGAAGCAAAGAAUAACAUUAAAAAAAUGAAUCAUUAUACUAUUCGGGAACAGCUUAGACUAAGAUGGAUAAAAGGAAAUCUUAUAUAAUAUAAUAAAUAUUAUAAUAUAUGUAUAUAAUAUGAUAUAAUAAAUAUUUUAUAUAUAUAUAUAAAAU